Capronia coronata CBS 617.96 is the source of this 1200-nucleotide messenger RNA. RefSeq lists its product as uncharacterized. NCBI's taxonomy places the organism in Eukaryota, Fungi, Ascomycota, Eurotiomycetes, Chaetothyriales, Herpotrichiellaceae. The record is from RefSeq and is a predicted model, not a curated record. The coding region runs from base 1 to 1200 and encodes 399 amino acids. The transcript is spliced from 3 exons.
AUGGCCUGCUGGCAUGACCGUCCUGCGACCGCGCCUCGAUUUCCGUGCCUCAUCCUCUGCCUGUUGCCCAUCCUCCUUCGUGUCACCUCUGCGUUGCAAUCCGUCCCGGGCUCGCCCUGUGAGCCUGUAUGUUCCGCUGCAGGGAGUCUCGAAGACGAUGUUGUCUGCCUCGAUGCGAACUACCGAUCCCUCGAACAAGGUCGGAAUUUCCAGGAAUGUGUGGCUUGCCAAUUGAAUAGCACGGCGGUAGAUACGGGGAACAAUGAGACAGACGUGGAAUGGGCACUAUUGGCACUCCGCUACACGUUGGCGGGAUGCAUGUUUGCCAUUCCCGAGCAGCACAUCUCCAUCAGCAGUCCUUGUCAAGUCAGCUGUGCCCCCUUGAACGCUUCCAUCGGUUAUCAGAUCAAAAACGACAGCUCAACUAGGCCUGACAACAACUUCUGCAACGUCGGCCAGUUCGACGACACUGAUAUCAACAAGUGCGCCUUGUGCUACAGCUUCAUUCCUCAGCAAUUGUUUCUCGCCAACUUUCUGCAAGCAUUGCACAUCGUCUGCCGCCAGCCACCGAUCCCCGGCAGACCUUUCUAUCCCGAUGCAGCCUCCAUAUUCAAUGAAACCCUGAUAGCUGGUCCCAGCACAUCGUCCAAUGGCUCCGGAUCUGGGUCCGGUCUGCAUGGGUGGCAGUUGGGAGUUGCCAUUGCCCUACCGAUUGUGGGUGGCAUACUACUGAUUGGAGGCAGCUGCUGGGGAUGUUUUGUGUUUACGCGCAAGCGACGGCAGAGGAUGGCCCAAACCGGCCGUAUGAGCAAAAUCCACGACGCCCAUGCAGGGGGUAUGUACAGUCCGAUGUCUGCCAAAGCCGAAGCCUGGGGUCAAACCGAACCCCCACGAGAAAUGCAUGCCAUUAGCCCAACACUGUUGCACACCAAACAACCAAGCCCGGGACUGGCUCAAGGGAGAUGGAGCCACCAGACGGACGGUUCGGAGCAAGGGACGCCGUUACGGACGAGUUUCCAGCACGGCGACGUGGGACCUGGAACGGGCCAAGUUCGUGACCCGGACCUCCACGAACAAUUCUUCGCUGUUGGUGACGACACAGAUCAGCUCCCUGGACCGAGUGCUCAGAAUGUAUACUAUGACGUCCAUCCUCAUGAACAGCUCCAGGUCCCUGAUGAGCGAAAUGGAAGAUUUAUUUGA